Chionomys nivalis (European snow vole) is the source of this 7281-nucleotide messenger RNA. RefSeq names its product interferon-induced very large GTPase 1-like. Gene Ontology annotation, molecular function: GTP binding. The coding region runs from base 1 to 7281 and encodes 2426 amino acids. NCBI's taxonomy places the organism in Eukaryota, Metazoa, Chordata, Mammalia, Rodentia, Cricetidae. The transcript is spliced from 2 exons. The record is from RefSeq and is a predicted model, not a curated record.
AUGGCAACAGCAAAGUGCAUCCCUGCUGAGCCUCAGCCUAGAAGGCAAGAACUCCAGGAGAUGCUGACAGUAGUGGGGUUGUCUGUUGACUACUGGCUUCCUAAACUUAAGGAAGACAUGGGUGUGACCUGUGCCCAGAACUUACAACAAUUAGAAGAAAAAGACCUCCAGAAGCUGAAGUCCCAGACACAGCACACAUGGGAAGAAAAGGCUCUGGAGAAGUUGCUUGACCUCUCACAGCCAAACUGUGUUGCAGAGUUCCAGGAGACUUCAGGGGAGAUGAUAAAGAGCAGACAGCAGCAGGCAGAACAGACACUGCAGGAACUGAGGGCCUUGCAGUCAGAAGGGAAAGAAGAAGAAGAAGAAGAAGAAGAGAGGAAAGAAACAGAGCUGAGACAAGCAAUGGAGAUCCCUGAAGAGUGCUGGCCAGGACCUGAAGUACCCCUCAAAGAAAUCACUGAAACAGUGGAGAGACAACCAGGAGACAUGGAGCAGAAACUGACCUACAGGGGAAAUCUGCCAGAUAGAGAAUUAGUUAGAUGGGCUUCUGGAGGGCUGGCUCUGCAGGGAAUAUACAAGACGUGUCAUAAAAAGAACCUGGUAGCAAGGAGAGAAGAACUACUCAGGGUCCCCAAGGAAUUUGUCCUCUUUGGAUCUGAGAAAGCAAAAAGAAUGGAAGCAAAAGAAUUCACAUCUUAUCAAGAAGAAACCCUAUUUACCAAAAAUGUGGAGAAGCUGGGAUUUGGAGCAAUGACAUCAGCCACAGGUGGAUCCUGGGGAUUUAGUCAAGAAUGUGGUAGAGAUCAAAGCAAACAUUCAGAAUCUAAGGACACACACCAGUCAUAUUCAGAGCAGUCUUAUUUCUGCUCAGCCAAGUUCAGCUUUGUCCCGCUGGUCUCCUUCCACUUUCGAAUUGAUGAGCUCCAGCUCUCCCCUGCUGCUCUCAAGGAACUGAAGAUUAUUGAGGAACAACUUGAACACACUGACGGACCAGACAGAUUCCUCUUACUGAGGAACAGGACUGAAAACUUCUUCAACAGAUUUGGUUCUCAUGCUAAUCAAGGCCCUCUGCAUCUUGGGGGAAUCUACUGGUGGAAGGCCUUUUCAGAGGGUUUCAGAAGUGACCAGCUGGAUUGUGUGAAGCAGCAGAUAGAAGAGGCCUUGGAUAGUUACAUAAGGGCAGGCUACAAUGGCUUUAGAGUCAAAUUUAUGGCAGGAAUAACAAAAUCAGACUCACAUUCAGUAAGGUCCUGCCAAAAUGCAACUAAUCAACAGCUCCAAAUCAAAGUCCAAUUAUCUGUGGCCCAGAUAGGUGGACCACCAGAAGCAAAUGGAAUUGUUCAGUGGACAACUGGCCUUCUUGCCAGCAACAAAACCUGGUGUGUCAUUGACCGAGAACAUCAGCUGGUACCCAUUUGGGACAUCAUCCUAUCAAAUCACAGAAGCAAUUUUAAGGACCCCUUUCUGGUGGCUAACUGCCUGGCAGAAAACUACUCUGCUCUGACUGGCCUUGAUGCCCGCGUCCAGGCUGGAGAACAUAUGUUGAUCCCUGAGAAGGAAGCAGGGAAUAUCCUGGAUGAUGGGAAAUCCUGGGAGGUCUCUAACCCUGAAGAAAAACUUAAGAAGCUGAUGAGUUUUAUGCAAACACUGGCCCACAAAACAAAAGGUUAUGACUUAUGGAUUAAUAGGUGUCUCGAAGAUUUAGAUCUGCAGAUUUUUCUCAUAAACACUGUCAACUUUUGCAAAAACCCAUCCAUUCAAAAAAUUCUGUUUAUUCAACCUCAGUUACACAGUCUUCUAGAACCUCAUGUCAACAAAGUAAAAUACUUUCCUCAGGUGAAGUCAAUGAUUCAGUGGAUCGACCAGACAGAGUCAGAGGAAAAGCAGGUCAAAAUCACUGAAUUAUCUGAAUUCCUUAAAAUUCUGAAAGAAAUCCAAACAGCUCUCGUGGAAGCAAAUGACAAAUCUGAGUCCCUAGAAACAGUGGAAGAAGCUCAAAGAAAGGCUACCUGUGAGGUCACCACAGCUCUUAGCUCCUUCUUGAACUCUCUCAGAGAAGCAGAGCAGCCAGACAUGCAGUUGCUAAUGCUCUCCAGUGCAGCUGCUGCAGGCUACCAGCUGGAAAGCAAUGUUUUCCAGCCUCUCCUGGGGUGUGCUGAGAUAAAUUUCCUACUGGAUGAAAUACAAUCUGUCCAAGACAGAUAUCAGGAGCUCAAAACUAUCUGCACAGACAGGGCACAGGCAUUCCUAGUGCUCAAAGCUCUGACCACCACAGUGAAUGUCUCAGAGAUUUCGCCAGAAGAAAAAACACAACGCUUGGGAUUAAUAAGACAGCAUAUGGAGCAUUUACAAUUGUCUACAAAAUUUGGACAAGUCCUCACAAAGUUUGAAACAGAUCAUGAUUGGGAAAAUCUAGAGAAUAACUUGAGAUUAUUCAUUGAUGGGAAUUAUGAAGACACCAUCUCUGCUUUGAAAGUGGAAGAAAUGAUAAAACAGCUGCAAAGUCUUGACCUUGAAAAGAAAGAAGCUUAUAAUCAACAAGAUAAUGAAAACAACCAAAAGGAAAACAUAGAAAAGGGACCGUUGCUAGAUUUACUCCAGCGUCUAGGUCUAGAACAUCACUACCCAAAAAGGAUGAGCAAAGCUGACUUCCAUCUGAUCUAUAAGACUUCUGUGUACAACACACAGCCAAGAUCUGAACAGGAACUUCCCUUCUAUUUCCUACAGAAGCUCCUGAUGCUAGAUUGUGGGUUCAGACAUCUGGUCUUCAAAAAUGAUGGAAAUGCAGACACCCAAGACUCUGUAGGUCCUGACAACUCAGAAAAUGAGUCUUUUGAUCCAUAUGAAGAGUUCUUUGAUGACAGAUAUAAACUUACUAAUUUUUCAGCCACUGAGUUCCGGCCUCACAUUCACCCAAUGGACAUCCAGAUGGCCAUUUUUCACUGUUCAGAUGAUCUUGCCAGGCAAUAUAUUUUGUCCAAACUUUCCAUUUGUCAAUUUGCACUCCCACUUGUGGUGCCAAAUAUCAACACUUCUAAGAUGGAAUUCUCUCUCUGGUCUCUCAGACAAAUCAGGAGAAGUUGGCAAGAGUCAAGUAAAUCACCACAGGACAAGAGCUACAGUCACAGGAAUCAGCAGAUGUGCUGUGUCUCUGCCCCCAUAGUGUCCUUCAUUAGAGUUGGAAAAGGCUUCUCUGCUUCCAAAUCUCAGAUCAUGAACUCUCUUCUCAGUAAACGUAAACAUGAUGUGUUUUUUCACAGGCACUGCAGAGGAAGCAGCAAAGACUGUUUCCUGAUGCAGGGAGUGGUGGAGGUCUGUUGGUUCUGUCCUGGGGACCAAAGUGAGGACAUAUUUGACAAGUGUGUGACCUUCACCAAUCUUCAUGGAGAUGCCAAGGACCAUAAACAACAACUCAGUUUCCUGCAGGAUGUCUCUUCUGUCAUUGUGAUCCUCAUGUCAGCUUCUGAUGAUAAUGAAGAAAACCAAAAACUUGUCAGAUACCUCUGUCAGUCAUCAAGAUCUCUGAUCUGUUUGGCUGAUGACAAAGAAAAAGCCACAGCCAGUUAUUCUGGUAAAAGAAUGAGAAUUGGCAUCAGGAAUAGAAAUGAAGCAGAAUUAACAGAGGAACUCACAAAUGCUAUCAAACUUUUACUAGAACUCUCUGGCCAUCCACUCAGCUUAGAGGACUGUUCAAAGAUUGCUAGAAAACAAGGAUUUCUGAUUGAUGAAGAUCAAAGAGAAAUUAAGGAAGCCAAAGAAAAGGCACAGACUACAAUGGACCUCCUGAAACUAUCAAAGUUACCUGAGAUAAAAGAAAACUUGCUGCCGCUGCAGGGACAACUUUGGCACCUUUGGUGUAAGAAGGACAAGGAACUCUAUCAUCUGCGAGAAAGGGGGAAUCGGAGCAUUGAACAACACAAGAGUGAAAUUGAGGUAGAAAAACAGAAAAUACGAUGUCAGCAAUUUAAUAAGGCCUUUCCUCUCAAUCCCUUAAUGUGCUCUGUCCUACAAAUUCUCCAAGAAGAUUUAGAAAUUUACCCCAAACUAUAUUUCUUACACUGGAUGAAUAUGGUUUUGGAAAAGCUAACUUCAGGACACUUGGAGAAUUUGCAUGGAAAGCAACAAUCUUUGUGGUCACUGCUACAGGCAGAAAAGCAAACGGCAGACAGAAGCAGCUCCCUGACACUUUGGCAGAAGCAGAUAGAAGCCAUCUCUACCGAGAUUCUGAACUGCACUUUAGGAAUUGAGCACCUUCUCCGAGAAGUUGGCCAGAUCUAUGAAGUUCUGGAAGAAACUUCCUCCUCUAGAGACAGCCUUUUUCUCUACCUCCCCCAGAUUGCUGCAGACUUGAUGGUAGCUGGGGUUCCCAUUGAGCUGAUGGAUGCGGAUGCUUCGUAUGUGCCUCUAAAGUGGGUGUCAGCUGUUUUUGACAAGAUCUCAGAGAAAGUUGGAGACAAAAGAUUGUUUGUUCUCUCUGUCCUUGGCCUACAGAGCUCAGGGAAAUCCACCCUACUGAAUGCACUGUUUGGGCUGCAGUUCACAGCCAGUGCAGGCAGGUGCACCAAGGGGGCCUACAUGCAGCUCCUGAAGGUGGAAGAGACAUUCACAGAGGAACUUGGCUUUGAUUUUGUGCUUGUUGUAGACACAGAAGGACUUCGGGCUCCAGAACUCAACAGCAAAUCCCAUCAUCGGGACAAUGAGUUGGCUACAUUUGUCAUUGGCCUUGGAAACUUGACUCUGAUCAAUAUUUUUGGGGAGAAUCCCUCUGAGAUGCAAGACAUCCUACAAAUAGUGGCCCAGGCCUUUCUGAGGAUGAAACAAGUGAAAAUCUCCCCCAGUUGCUUCUUUGUCCAUCAGAAUGUGGGAGAUGUUACAGCUAAAGACCAAACUAUGGAAGGACGAAGGAGACUGGAGCAGAGACUGGAUGAAAUGACAGCAUUAGCUGCUGAACAGGAAGAGUGCUCAAACAUAACCCGCUUCAGUGAUGUAAUUAGAUUUGAUGUCAAUAGUCAUGUCUACUACUUUGCUCACCUCUGGGAUGGCAAUCCCCCAAUGGCUCCUCCCAAUCCUCACUAUAGCCACAACGUCCAGGAGUUGAAAACUGGGAUUCUUAGGACUGCCCAGCAGGAAUCCAGGGGAAAGAUCAUGAAGAUCUCAGAUGUAAAAUUCCGAGUUCAGGAUUUGUGGAAAGCCCUGGUCAGUGAGAACUUCAUUUUCAGUUUCAGGAACACCCAAGAAAUCAUAUCUAUGAGCAAACUGGAAACCAUGUAUAACCACUGGACCUGGGAGCUGAGGAGUCAUGUGCUGGAUUUACAGAAUCAGCUGACCAAUCAGAUAGAAAAUGGGAAAAUCCUGAUACUCACACCCAGCACACUGGAGGGUCCAAUCAGUACAAAAUAUGAAACCAUCAAGGAAGAUUUUGACAAAUAUUUUGAAGAAGACACAGAUAGAGAAACAUUGGUACAAUGGAAAUCAAGCUUUGAACAUAAGUUACUAAUGCUUAAAGACACACUUACUUCAGACACCAGAAGGAAAGGCAAUGAGCUCAUCAGUCUUAAACAAAGCCAAAAAAGACUAGAUAACCAAAAGUCACAAUAUGAAAAUGAACUGUUAGAGAGGAGUCGAGAGUUGGCUUUGAGCGUGAAGGGUAAAGAAUUCAGUGAUGAAGAGUUGCGUGAGAAAUUCGAUCAACUUUGGACAAGUUGGAUCUACAAAGUUUCUUUGACUGCACCUCUUGUCAAAGAGCCUGACAUUGAUUGGGAUGCUGAAAAUAUCCUUCUGGAGCAUUUCAAAAAGGAGAAAAACAUUGUAGAAAGACUUAAAAAGAACUCUGGAGAAAAGUUUGAUAUUAAUUAUGCCAAACAUGUCCAAAUGAAAAAAACGUUUAGGAUAAUUCCAAGGUGUUUGGAAACCUGUCAUAAAGAAUCCAUUAAGAAGACUACUAGUAACAUUUCUUUAAGAUUUGAGGAAAUAAUUGAAAACAUUUGGAAACAAAGGCGUGAUUACAGUCAGAAUGAUUUUCAUGAGAUCUUGAGGAUAAUAGAAAAAGAACUGAAAUCUGUUCCCCCUGAAGAAGACUACACAUUUACCAAGGAGUACAACAUUGAUUUAUCUGUAUGCUUAUUUGAAAAAGCAUCUAAGAAAUUCAAGGAAAUAAACAAGGAAUUCAAGAGAGUAUAUCAUCCUGUGAAUUAUCUGGAGAGCAAGAAAGAUGAUUUCUUCAUCAGUUUUAAGAUCUCCUGCCAAGGUGCCACCUCCAUCACAUCCUUUGUAGACUUCCUGUGGCUCAAGCUCACUCCUGCUAUCUCUGCCACUAUAUGGGAGAAAAUGGGCCUUAAAGUAGCUGGAGACAUGAGAGCUGCCUGCGCUGAAUUCAAUGGGAACAGGGCUAACCUGGAGAAACAUAUUCUCAUUUCUCUGGCAGAAGAAGAAAACUUUGAUAAUUAUUGGCAGUACAUUCAUCAUCCAGAAUCCUUUUUCAGGGAUUACAUUAGAGACCGUAUUAGAAGAUACUUGUCAGCAAAAAAAGGUAAAAAAAUAAAGACUUUUAUAAAAAUAAUUUUAGGUGACAUCAAGAAUGUCAUCCUCUCUGCCAUUCAUGAGUCCACAGCAGUAACUAAAGAUAACAGCACUGCUUCUCUCUGGUUGGAUUUGUUCUGUGAUCACCUAGGGAGCAACCUGAUCUUUCCAAGAAAAGACCUGAUAAGCAUCGAGCACCAGGAGAUAAAGGACAUUGAGUUUCUCAAAGGAAUGAUGAGUACAGCUUUGGAUUCUGCACUGAAAAAAGUUGAAGAGAACUGCAAAAGUAAGUCCAUAGAUGAAAUGGUUCCUGACAUUGAGAAAAUUCUCUCUGACCAGCUCUGUGGCUGCUGGAAACAGUGUCCUUUUUGUAAAGCAAUUUGUACCAACACCAUUCCUGAACAUGAUGGAGACCACAGUGUGCCAUUCCACCGUCCUCACGCUGUCAGUGGAUGGCGCUAUCAUAAAACAGACUACUUUGUCAUUGAGUUCUGUACUACUUAUAUAGCAAGUGAUCUUUCAUUUCUUUUACAUGACCUCCAGAGUUUCCCAUAUAAGAAAUAUCGAGCAGCAGGAGGUGAUUUUGCCACAUGGAGUAUCACCCCAGACUCAUCUGCCCAGCCAUAUUGGAAAUGGUUUAUCUGUCACUUCAGAUCAAAGCUAGAAGAAAAAUAUGGAAAAAAAUUUACAGACAUAGGUAGUAUUCCAGAUUCAUGGACCAAAAUCACAAAGGAAGAAGUACUUGAUGACUUGAAAAAUUAG